Spirodela intermedia is the source of this 1356-nucleotide messenger RNA. Lineage: Eukaryota; Viridiplantae; Streptophyta; Magnoliopsida; Alismatales; Araceae. The record is from the annotation of a GenBank genome assembly.
AUGGUGGGGCCCAAGGGCAGAGUCGCCCUCGGCCCUCCGGCUGUCUGUGAGCUGUCAAGGGUGGCGUGGACAACCUCUCCAGGGGGGUCUUCAGUCCACCUCAUUUAUCUAUUUGUACUUUUUUAUUAUAUAAAAUGUAUUUUUAAUUUCACGUAUUAUGGGUAUUUGAAAGUCUAGCAGGUUCAGAAUCGCAAAGCAUCUCCUUCUCCCUCCAUCCCUCUCUCUCUCUCUCUCUCUCUCUCUCUCUCUCUCUCUCUCUCUCAAUAUAUAUAUCUCUCUCCGUCUCCGGCGGGUAUGGUCCAGCUCCGGCGAGCUCUCUGGUCAGUUCCCGGCCCCAUUGCUUUCCGAAGCAAUCGAAGACCGACAAGCGAAUGAACAGAGGUUACUAUUGGGCCUAGCCGCCGGCCUACCACUCUCUCUCUCUCUCUCUCUCUACGCCAUUUUUCUUCAAAGAGUCGAGGCACAAGUUUCCACGCGCUUUCUGUUCAGACUUGCAAGGUGGGUUGCAGCGGCGGGCCCUACAGAGAAGACGGGGAGGAGGGUAAGGAAACAAGGCGGCGGAGGGGCGGCGGAGAUGAUGCCGAUGACGGAGUUUGCAGAGCAGAAGCGGGCCGGUGGGUUUCUCGCCGGUGACAAGAGACUCAAGACCAGCUGUGGCGGAAGAGGAGUCUCCGUCAAGGUGCUCUCUCUCUCUCUCUCUCUCUAGCUCUAACCAGAGGAAACAGCGAUUCCUCCCUGAGGAACCCUACCGGAGGAGUGGGCUCACGGCGGCGGCGAUUGCGUGGUUUCAGGAGAAGGACAGGUUCGGGAAACGGGUGGCAGCGCUCCAGCAGCUCGUGUCCCCAUUCGGGAAGGUAAGUAACAAACACUUCCGACUACACUGCUGCUGCUGCCGCCCUUCUUUCGCCUUCCUCAGUAACUAACCCUCCCCACCCACCGCCAUCGCAGACAGAUACAGCGUCCGUCCUCCACGAAGCAACCUCCUACAUCAGGUUCCUCCACGAGCAACUUCAGGUCCAGACCUCCCUCCUCUCUCUCUCUCUCUCUCUCUCUCUCUCUCUCUCAUGGCGACUUCUACUCCUCUGCAGGUUCUGAGCAAGCCAUAUCUCCUGAGCAAAGCUCCCGCGGGCGAGGCCCAGGUGAGAGAAUACGAUAUUAGCGAGAGAGAGAGAGGUACUGAGCAAGAAAAAAAACUAAGGCAUUUUCCUUUCGUCCACCUGUGUCUGAGGGCAGCAGCAACAACAGGAGGGCCACAGCCUGAGGAGCCGCGGUCUGUGCCUGGUGCCGGUGGCGCGCACCCUCGCCAUCGCCCGCAGCAACGGCGCCGACAUCUGGGCCCCACCUGGCGCCGCCUAG